ACAACAGGCAAUGCUGAAGUGGAGAAAUUGAGGCACAAAAUCAGAUCUCAAAUCUUUCUUGCUCCCUGAUCCUCGGAAUCAUUUUCUCCGGGGGUUCGCAAGAAUGCUCUCCUCUCCUCACCCCAUUCUUCUCAAUCCUCUCAGGAGGCUUCAGGAUGAAUCUGGAAGGAGUGGCUGCCAGAGGAGGAGCAGCUGGAACUGAGUCAUGGCAGGAAGCUGAGGAGGGCGGGAGCUAUCCCCAGAUAGCCAUAUAAAAAGAAGGAACUGGCCCUGCCGUUCACAGCAGCAGUAACAGCCAGAGAAGUAGGCUCCCAGCAGCCCGGCCCUUCAGAUCCAGACCUGCCAGAGAGGACUCACCUGGGUGGCCGCCGACCAGUCCUUGCCCCAGGAUGGGGACUGUGUCCGCAGCGGUCUUGCUCUGGGCCUGCUUGGCUGUUGUUGCCAUAGCCUCUGAAGGAGGCUUCAGGGGUCUAGAACAGAGGGAGUUGGGGCCACAGCACCUCACAUACCACCUUCAAGAAGUUGGCUCUGCAGCACCACCUUCCCCACCGCAGGCCCGAGCCCUCCCCAUGGAUUACCCUGACACCUCUCAGCAUGGACCUCACAUUGAGGGACAGAGUGAAGUGCAGCCACCUCCCUCCCAGGAAGCCGCCCCUGCCCGUGAGGAGGAGCUGCCUCCUCCUCAGCUCCCCGCGGAAGAGGAAGUGCAGCCUCCUCUCCCUAGGGAGGCCAUCCCUUUCCAGGAAGAGAUGCCCCCUCACCAGCCCCCUGUUGAACAGAAGGAAGGGGGCUGGGGCUACCGGCUGGAUGGCUUCCCCCCAGGGCGGCCUUCUCCUGACAAUCUGGACCAGAUCUGCCUUCCUAAUCGUCAGCAUGUGGUGUAUGGCCCUUGGAACUUGCCGCAGUCUGGAUUCUCCCACCUUACUCGCCAGGGUGAGACCCUCAAUUUGCUGGAGACUGGAUAUUCCCGCUGCUGCCGUUGUCAAAACUACAUAAACCGCUUGGACUGUGCAAAACUUGUGUGGAAGGAUGCAAUGACCCGGUUCUGUGAGGCCGAGUUCUCGAUCAAGACUCGAGCCCACUGGUGCUGCAAACGGCAGGGGGAGGCUCGAAUGUCCUGCUUCCAGGAGGCAGCUCCCUGGCCGCAUUACCAGCUCCGGGCCUGCCUCAGCCACCAGCCUGGUAUUUCCUCUGGCCCCGAGCUGCCUUUUCCCCCUGGGGUACCCACACUGGACAAUGUCAAGAACAUCUGCCACCUAAGACGCUUCCGCUCAGUGCCACGCAACCUCCCAGCUACUGACCCCAUCCAAAGGCAGCUGCAGGCACUGACCCAGCUGGAGGGGGAGUUUCAGCACUGCUGCCAGCAGGGGAACAACCACACCUGUAUAUGGAAGGCUUGGGAGGAUACCCUUGAUGGAUACUGUGAUCAGGAGCAGGCUAUAAAGACCCACCACCACUUGUGUUGCCACUACCCUCCUAGCCCUGCACGUGAUGAGUGCUUUGCCCAUCGGGCCCCCUACCCAAAUUAUGACAGGGACAUCUUGACCGUUGACCUCAGCCGAGUCACCCCCAACCUCAUGGGCUAUCUCUGUGGAAAUGGAAGAGUUCUCACCAAGCAUAAACAGAUUCCUGGGCUGAUCCGGAAUAUGACUGCCCACUGCUGUGACCUACCAUUUCCAGAGCAGGCCUGCUGUGCUGAGGAGGAGAAAUCAGCCUUCAUCAAUGACCUGUGUGGUCCUCGACGUAACUUCUGGCAAGAUUCUGCCCUCUGCUGUAACCUGAGUCCUGGAGAUGAACAGACCAACUGCUUCAACACUAAUUAUCUGAGGAAUGUGGCUCUAGUGGCUGGAGACACUGGGGGUGCUAAGGGCCAGGGGGAGCAGAGCCCAACUCAGGGAACAAAUAUCAGCCCCACGCCCAAAUCCAAGGAAGAGUGAGUCACCCCAGAGCCUUGGAGGAUCAGAUUGGGGGAACUCCACCCCACCCCACCCUCCUUGAACACUCAUAGUAAACACCUCUUGGAUUUGGCAUCUUUGUUGUCUGUAACAUCUCAUGUACAAAUACACCCUCCUCCUAAG
Molecule: messenger RNA, 2078 nt
Organism: Manis javanica (Malayan pangolin)
Lineage: Eukaryota; Metazoa; Chordata; Mammalia; Pholidota; Manidae
Source: RefSeq, a predicted model, not a curated record